UUGAAUUAUCAAUCAAAGUUCAGCCCAGCCACGGCCACGUUAAUUUUAAAAUUCAUAACAAAAGCUUCCAAUUUUUGUCGAAAACACCUAAUUUUCAUUACUUUGGGACCUGCAUUAAUGAAGACAACUAUGCCGGAAGUAAACGAGGGUGGAAAGAAAGGAGAAGAGGGUGAUUUCGUUCAGGUCAGCAGCCGGAAAGCUACCAAGCGAAAGCGGGCCGCCGACUCCGCCGUCGAAAUUGUCAAUGGAAUUGAAGGCAUGGCUCUCUCGCAGCAUCCGUCUGCAAAACGCCAAAACCGUAAACAGGCUGCCGACAGUGAAUUUGAAACAAGAAAGGUACCUGUGCCUUCCCAUCGGUACACACCCCUGAAGGACAACUGGAUGAAAAUUUUCACGCCCAUCGUCGAGCACCUUCAGUUGCAAGUUAGAUUUAAUCUGAAGACCAGGCAGGUCGAGAUUCGCACUUGCAAGGACACAAAGGACAUCAGUUAUUUGCAAAAAGCUGCAGAUUUUGUCAAAGCGUUCAUUCUCGGUUUCGAAGUUGAAGACGCCCUUGCCCUUCUAAGACUGGAUGAUUUAUUUCUGGAGUCCUUUGAGGUUACUGAUGUUAAGCCUCUAAAGGGUGAUCACUUGUCAAGAGCCAUUGGGAGAAUUGCUGGCAAAGGCGGUCGCACAAAAUAUACCAUCGAAAAUGCAACCAAGACGAGGAUUGUUCUUGCGGACUCCAAAAUCCACAUUUUAGGCUCUUUCCAAAAUAUCCAAUUGGCCAGGAGGGCUUUGUGCAAUUUGAUCAUGGGUAGCCCUCCUUCCAAAGUCUAUGGACAUUUGAGAAAUGUAGCUGCUAGGGUGUCUGAACGUCUGUGAAUAAAUAAAAUAAAAGGUAUCCAUAAAUUGUG
Messenger RNA from Neocloeon triangulifer, 896 nucleotides. RefSeq names its product RNA-binding protein PNO1. NCBI's taxonomy places the organism in Eukaryota, Metazoa, Arthropoda, Insecta, Ephemeroptera, Baetidae. The transcript is spliced from 2 exons. Gene Ontology annotation, cellular component: nucleolus. Bases 118 to 864 code for a protein of 248 amino acids. Gene Ontology annotation, molecular function: RNA binding. The record is from RefSeq and is a predicted model, not a curated record.